Messenger RNA from Exophiala spinifera, 972 nucleotides. RefSeq lists its product as uncharacterized. Gene Ontology annotation, cellular component: phagocytic vesicle; cell surface; protein complex involved in cell adhesion. Gene Ontology annotation, biological process: cell-cell adhesion. Gene Ontology annotation, molecular function: N-acetylgalactosamine binding; polysaccharide binding; metallopeptidase activity. The transcript is spliced from 3 exons. Lineage: Eukaryota; Fungi; Ascomycota; Eurotiomycetes; Chaetothyriales; Herpotrichiellaceae. Bases 1 to 972 code for a protein of 323 amino acids. The record is from RefSeq and is a predicted model, not a curated record.
AUGAACUUUGGCUGGCUCACUGACGACACUUCCGAGUCGGAGUUUUCUCGAGUAAUCAUCCACGAGUUUGGUCACGCCCUGGGGUGCAUACACGAGCAUCAACAUCCAAAUGUGGAACUUAAGUGGGACGUCAACGCGGUGUAUGACUACUUCAUGGGACCGCCAAACAACUGGAAGAAGGAAGUCAUCGACUCUAAUAUCUUUCAGAAGUACGACAUCGCAUCCACGAGGGCUACCGCAUUUGACGAGAAGUCCAUCAUGCUCUAUAUGUUUGAUUCAAAUCUCUUUACCGACCACCGUGGCACACCCAACAAUGUCGUUCUCUCAAGCACUGACAAACAAUUCAUUGCGAAGAUGUAUCCAUCUCAGCUUCGCUCCUCCGGCUCCUGGAGCACGACAGACCAGAGACCAGAGAGAAUGGUUUCCACCGGUCGCUCUCAACUCCAAGCAGGUUACCUUCGACCCCCCUACACCACUCCGCCCAAGAUCGCCGCGUCAGUGAGCCGGCUCACUGCUGAAAACUUCGUCGUGAAUGUGGAUGCGUGGGCAGACACUGCGCUUUACUCAGGUGGAGCAACUUGGGUGGAGUUUGACGAUGGUGAUAAUGACUAUCAACCGGACACCUAUACAGUUCAAGGACAAUCACCCGUGAACAAGAGCCAUGUCACCUUUGAGCACCCAUACGAAGGAAAGCCGGAGGUUAUAGUCUGGCUGUCCGGGCUAACGACGAGCAAAGAUCGCAACACUCGUGUCCACGCCUACGCCGAGAACGUCACCUCGGAAGGUUUCGACAUCUUCAUUAAGACAUGGGCCGACAGCAUUGUAUUUAGCGUCACCGCCACGUGGAUCGCGUACCCAAAAUCGAAGCCUGGGAGUGACAAGCGGCCUAGACGACACGGCGAACUAUCGCAACUGGUCGCCGGCACAGGUCGAGAACGGGAGGAAGGUUGGCUUCAAUGCCGAUUACGAUAA